Messenger RNA from Phanerochaete carnosa HHB-10118-sp, 633 nucleotides. RefSeq lists its product as uncharacterized. Gene Ontology annotation, molecular function: lysine-tRNA ligase activity; tRNA binding. Gene Ontology annotation, cellular component: cytosol. Gene Ontology annotation, biological process: lysyl-tRNA aminoacylation. The transcript is spliced from 3 exons. Bases 1 to 633 code for a protein of 210 amino acids. The record is from RefSeq and is a predicted model, not a curated record. NCBI's taxonomy places the organism in Eukaryota, Fungi, Basidiomycota, Agaricomycetes, Polyporales, Phanerochaetaceae.
AUGAGCCCUGACCUCUACCCUCACAAGUUCGAGGCCUCGAUACCGCUUCCGCAUCAUAUUGAAAAGCAUGGUCCUAAGGGCAGCUUCAAGCUCGGGGAGAAGAGCGCGAAGGCAUCGUUGAAUGCCUUGAGGGACUUAUCUGCAACUUUCGUGUAUCUCCACGGCGAGGACGAGAAGGUCCAAACCUGGAGAGCCAGAAUACCUCGGUACCGCAAGCUCUACCCGGACCUCGUUUUCACGAGGAUACGAGGCUCAGCUUCAAGCUUCAAUGCCCGCCAUCACAUCGUCAACUAUGUUCGUCGGUUCUUCGACAACCUCAGCUUCCCCGAGGUCGAGAUGCCGAUGAUUUCCGGCAGAACGACUACGAAGCGGUUCACCACGAUCUCGACCCUCGCUAUCAAUCGUGUGUUCCGUAGCAAAGGCGUCGACCUGACGCACGACCCCGAGCUCUCGAUCUGCGAGUUCCAAAUGGUGUAUGCGGACUGCGACAUCACUGGGAGCCUGGCCGAGGGUAUUGCAACGAAGGAUCUCACUGGUGGGAAGACGAUGCCGAAAUUCCAUCCCGAGAGCAGAGGCAGCGAGAAGGCGUUUGAGCUGAGCUUCAGGCAGCCAUGGGCGCGAUCACGACAGUAG